This is a messenger RNA of Microcebus murinus (gray mouse lemur), 3529 nucleotides long. The record is from RefSeq and is a predicted model, not a curated record. Lineage: Eukaryota; Metazoa; Chordata; Mammalia; Primates; Cheirogaleidae.
CCCUUGUGUUCCCCACUGUCCCCAGGUGGCCACCCUUGUGCCCCAGCAGAGCAGGGCCACCCCUGUGGGCCGGGCGGAGGGAGGAAGAGGGCUGCCAGUUCCCGGCCAGCCCUGGACAGCCCCGCCCCACUCGUCUGCACCCCCGCCGGAAGCAGCUGGGAGCCUCCGAGUGACUGCGGGGCGGUGUCACCUGUCACCCCACCUGCACGUGUGGGCAGGGACGCGGUGCAGGGAGCUCAGUGACCACACCCGGCCCGGCCAUCCCACCGGCCCUUCCAGUUUCUCCCCGGAGUCCCAGCCGCUCCCAGGGCUGCUGCACUCAGCCUCUGCCCCGGCGGGGCCUGCAGCCCGAGGUGGUGACCGGGCCGGCAGGUGCGCCCGACGGUCGGUCAGCCCAGGACGCCUGCGGGGCAUGGAGCCCUUCCUCAGGAAGCGGCUGGCCUUCCUGUCCUUCUUCUGGGACAAGGUCUGGCCGGUUGGUGAGCCGGACAGCAGCAUCCCUGGGCCUCUGGAUCCCGCUGCAGACGCAGAGCCGGAGCCCCCCGCCCCCGCGGAGCCCUGCAGCCCCCAGGCGCCCGGCGUGCAGCUCUACCGCGUGCUGCAGGACUUCACGGCCCGGAGCGUGGAGGAGCUGAGUGUCAGCUGCGGGGAGCGGCUCCACGCCCUCAGGGAGGAGGGGCCCUACAUCCUGGCCCGCAGGCUCUCAGGUGGGCUCAGCACCGGGCUGGUGCCCCUCACCUGCGUCGCCAAGGUGGCCCCGGAGACACUCACCGACCAGCCCUGGUUCUUCGGCGGCACCAGCCGGACGCAGGCCCAGCAGAUGCUCCUCUCCCCCGACAACGCGCCCGGGGCCUUCCUGGUGCGGCCCAGCGAGAGCAGCCUGGGCGGCUACUCCCUGUCAGUCCGGGCCCAGGCCAAAGUCUGCCACUACCGCAUCUCCACGGCGACCGACGGGAGCCUCUACCUGCAGAAGGGCCGGCUCUUCCCCAGCCUGGAGACGCUGCUCGCCUACUACAAGGCCAACUGGAAGCUGCUCCAGCACCCACUGCUGCAGCCCUGUGUGCUCCAGAAGCCCCCAGAGCAGGACGAGUGGGAGAGGCCGCGCUCGGAGUUCGCCCUCCGGAGGAAGCUGGGCAAAGGCUACUUCGGGGAGGUGUGGGAAGGCCUGUGGCGCGGCUCCAUGCCCGUGGCCGUCAAGGUCAUCAGAUCAGCCGACGUGAAGCUUGCUGACCUCGCCAAGGAGAUCCAGACGCUGAAGAGCCUGAGGCACGAGCGGCUCAUCCGGCUGCACGCGGUGUGCUCCGCCGGGGAGCCCGUGUACAUCGUCACCGAGCUCAUGCGCAAGGGCAGCCUGCAGGCCUUCCUGGGCAGCCCCGAGGGCCAGGCCCUGAGCGCCCCCCUGCUGCUGAGCUUCGCCCGCCAGGUGGCCGAGGGCAUGAGCUACCUGGAGCAGCGGCGCAUCGUGCACCGGGACCUGGCCGCCAGGAACGUGCUCGUGGACGACGGCCUGGCCUGCAAGGUGGCCGACUUCGGCCUGGCCCGGCUGCUCAAGCGGCUCCAAGAUCCCCGUCAAGUGGACGGCGCCCGAGGCGGCCACUUACCGUGUCUUCUCCCAGAAGUCAGACGUCUGGUCCUUCGGGGUCCUGCUGUACGAGGUCUUCACCUACGGCCAGUGUCCCUACGAGGGGAUGACCAACCACGAGACGCUGCAGCAGAUCAUGCGGGGCUACCGCCUGCCGUGCCCGGCUGCCUGCCCGGCAGAGGUGUAUGUGCUCAUGCUCGAGUGCUGGCGGGGCAGCCCCGAGGAGCGGCCGGCCUUCGCUGUGCUGCAGGAGAAGCUGCGCGGCCUCCCCCGGUGCCUCCCGCUCGCCCCGACUUGACCCGGCCCGGACACCUCCCGGGCUGUGGCAGGAGGUCCCCCCAGGACAGCACGUCCAGGAAGCCGGAUAGCUGGGAGCAAGACGCCCCUGGCUGUGGGCCUCGGGCACGGACACGCAAGAGGUGACGCUCCCAGACGGUGCAAGGGCCUCCGCCCAGGGAGCACGGAAGGGUCUGGUGGAGCCUUGGGGAGCUGCCAGGCAGAGAAGCCUGGGGUCCAGCACGGUCCCUCCUGGCCCAAGCCUGCCGCUCUGGCCCCCCGACCCCUUCCAGGGUCAAGAGCUGGGGGCCGAUUUCCCCCCAAGUCCCACGUCAGGUUUGUCGAAGUGGCCGGUGCCAGGUCCCCAGGCUGUGCAUGUGUGGGGACCGCCCUGCCCUGGCCCUCAGGUGUGCAAACCCAUGCACGCAUACAGACAGCGCUCAAUAAAUACAUACCGCCCGACUCAGACACGCACAGGCAUGCGCCACAUACAGCUCAGCCCCCAAACCCAGACCCAGGUGCUGGAGCUGGGGGGCUCCCUGCAGCUAGAACAGGUAGGAGGGAGCGGGUCCCGUGUGGCCAGGCCCCUCCCCAGGACACUGUGGUGUGCAGGGGCGGGGGGGGGUGCUGGGGUGUAGCAGGAGCCGCGUGAGAAGCAUCUCAGUCCCGGGGCCCGUGUGGAAGGGACAGGCUGGGACUGAGGUGGGAGAGGCUGGGUCAGGCCACAGGGGUCUGUGAACCGUCCCUGAGGCUGUUUCCAGGGCUUCAGGAUGGGCAGGAGCCAGGGCAGUCUCCUGGCUGGGCAGGGUUGGGGGGCAGCAGGGCGGAUGCCGUGGUGUGCUGGCAACGAGUAACAUCCAGCUCUCUGGGGAAAGAGCGUGGACAGAGUUGGCCUUGCAGGUGAACCCACCGGGAGUCAGCAGAGACCGGCACAGCCGCACCUGUGCACCUGUGCAGGCUCCAAGGCCUGUGGGGACAGAGAGCGCAGGGACAGCUCAGGCCGGACUGGGCUCAGCGUCCCUCAGAGGGCCAGAGCUCAGGGUUAGCGCCUCACUGCUGACCGCAGGCCCUGCUGUGCCCAGGGACAGGAGGGGCUGGGAGAGGGGCCCGCAGGCAGGUAGGGACGAGCCCACUCGGGCACCAGGGCAGGGCUCACAGCAGUCCGGAGUGGCGGGAACGGCCCAUCCCGGCCUGGCGGAAGCUCAGGCGUGAACCCGUGAGAGGACGGAGGCUCUUAGAGCCUUGGAUGCCAGGCUGGGGCUGCCCCCGAGCCCUGCGGUAGGCGGGGCAGCAGGGUCUGUCUGAGCCUCUGGGGCUCCGGCCAGUAGGGCCACGCCCCUGCCUCGCCUCACCCCUGACCUCCGGCCGGCUGGCCUGGGAGGGCCUUGAGGUGGGGGCUGGGAUGGGCACGGCCACGGAGCAGGUGUGGCUGGGGCACCUCGCGCUCCACAGCCCAGGAGGCCUCUCCUCAGCCACGGGGGUGGCGCUCCUGGGCCUCGGGCCGGGCCGGGAUGCUCCUGCCUCCAGGUGUGGCUCAGACAGAACCUCCGCACCUGUGUGCCAGGGACUCGAGGGGCCCCUGGACACAGGCUCGUGUGCCCAGAGGCCCAGGGCAGGGGGCACUGGAGUGGGGGCCGGUGGGGGUCGACAGUGCCAUUGUUUCUCUGUCCA